GACACAGUCGAAGUCAACCAAACUGGAAAAAGAAGAAAGCGGUUCAUACUUCUGCCUAAGCUUCAAGGUUCUGGCCGAAAAUGGCAAAAGAGCGUAUGCAUAUCAACUUAACCAUAAUUGGCCAUGUUGACAGUGGAAAAUCAACCACCACAGGCCACCUCGUGUACAAAUGCGGUGGUGUUGACCCAAGAACAAUCGAAAAGUAUGAGAAAGCGGCUGCACAGAUGGGUAAGACGUCCUUCAAAUAUGCCUGGAUUCUAGACAAACUUAAAGCCGAGAGGGAACGGGGCAUUACAAUAGAUAUUUCCCUCCUUAAAUUCAACACCCUUAAAUAUACUAUAACGAUAAUUGACGCACCGGGUCACCGGGACUUCAUCAAGAACAUGAUCACCGGUGCUUCGCAGGCCGAUGUUGCUCUGCUGAUGGUGUCCGCUGCCAAAGGGGAGUUCGAAGCUGGAAUCUCGCGCAAUGGCCAGACAAGAGAACACGCGCUGCUGGCUUACACGCUCGGCGUCAAACAGCUCAUUGUCUGCGUGAAUAAAAUGGACGUGACUGAGCCGCCAUUCUGCAAAAAGCGUUUCGAAGAGGUGGUUAAGAACGUAACCACCUUUAUCAAGAAAAUCGGCUACGACCCAAGCUCUGUGCCCUUUGUGCCCAUUUCGGGUUGGAGUGGGGAGAACCUAAUUGCGCCAUCUCAAAAGAUGGCUUGGUUCAAAGGAUGGAAGGUGAGGAGUAAACAGGGCAACGCAAGUGGCAAGACUCUCCUGGAGGUCCUUGACUCCAUUCAUCCACCUGUGCGCACAGCCAGCAAACCCUUACGUCUACCCCUGCAGGACGUGUACAAAAUUGGAGGUGUUGGUACCGUCCCAGUGGGCAAGAUUGUGACUGGUGUGCUUAAGCCUGGGAUGGUGUUAAGCUUUUCCCCUGCCAGGCUGACUGGUGAAGUGAAGUCCAUUGAAAUGCACCACCAGGGAUUGCAGACUGCUCUUCCAGGGCACAAUGUGGGCUUCAACAUCCGUAAUGUUUCGUCAAAGAACCUCCGCCGGGGAGAUGUGGCUGGCAAUGCCCAGCAGGACCCACCAUCAGAAGUCAACAGCUUUGUUGCCCAGGUAAUCAUUCUGAACCAUCCUGGAAAAAUCCAGGCUGGCUACUCCCCAGUACUGGACUGUCACACGGCGCACGUUACCUGCCGCUUCUCUGAGCUCCAGGAAAAGCUGGACCGCCGCACUGGCAAGAAGCUUGAGGACAAACCACUGCUGCUGAGGUCUGGGGAUGCUGCCACCAUUAAGUUGGUCCCCAACAGGCCUAUGUGUGUGGAGAGCUUCUUUCAGUAUCCUCCUUUAGGUCGGUUUUCCUGCAGGGACCUGAAACAGACUGUGGCUGUUGGGGUUAUCAAGUCUGUAGAGAAAGCUGACCAACACCCAAAGAAGGUGCAGAAAGUUUAAAAGUUUAAACUUAAGUUUAUUUUGUUUUGUUUUUUAUGUUUUACCAGCACUUCAGUAUGUUAACUUUUUAGUUGUACAAUGAAAUAUUUUCAGUUUUAUUUUGUGAAGAUGUAAAAAGAAUGAUAUAUUUUACUUUAGAUUUAAAGUAGUACCACAAUGAAGCUGUGGAAUAUUAAGUUGUCUUAUUGGUAAAUGAUGUGCAAUGAAAUUGACUUGGAA
This is a messenger RNA of Alosa sapidissima (American shad), 1664 nucleotides long. RefSeq lists its product as uncharacterized. Bases 81 to 1445 code for a protein of 454 amino acids. The record is from RefSeq and is a predicted model, not a curated record. Gene Ontology annotation, molecular function: GTP binding; GTPase activity; translation elongation factor activity. NCBI's taxonomy places the organism in Eukaryota, Metazoa, Chordata, Actinopteri, Clupeiformes, Clupeidae. Gene Ontology annotation, biological process: translation; translational elongation. The transcript is spliced from 7 exons.